AUGAUUACAAGCAACAGAGAGCAUAAAAUUGUUAAUGGUUUUACUAGACCGAAACACCCAUUCCAAGUUUUUACUAUGAUAUUCUUUAUUCAAUUGAUGUGUUGUGUGUCAAUUGCAAUAGUCCCAAUAACUGAUUUAAUAGUUUAGGUAAAGAAGAUAAUUUAACUAGAUUAUUUUAGCAUCCUUUUUCUACUUUUUAGCCUUAAUGAUCUUUUUUUAUGCUUUUAAGACUUCCUACAUUGAUCCAACUGAUGAUCUUAUAAUAUAAUAAAGAAGUGGAUUGAAUAUGUAUUUAUGGUUCAUUGAUAUUUAGACCAUUGGAUCAAGAGCUCUAUGAUUAUUUUUGUUAAUUUUGUGACAGCUAUGUAAGUGGUACAACUAAGCAUUGUAAGGUCUGUGAAAGGUAGAAUAUUAAUUAAAUUUCUAGAUGCGUUUCAGAUUUUGAUCAUCAUUGUAAAUGGUUGAACAAUUGUAUUGGGAAAAAGAAUUAUUAGGAAUUCUUCAAAUUAUUAGUUUUAGUAUCUUUAUUCGGGAUCACCUUUACUAUUUUUGCAAUAUUUUCAUACUUCUUUUAAUCUCCUAGAAUGAUGAUAUGGAUUUGGAUAAAUGUAGGUUUAGUUGGUCUCCUCUUUAUUCUUAAUUUCAAUCUAAUGAUUUUCCAUUUUUGGUUGAAAUUUAAAGGAAUUACCACUUACUCUUGGAUUAUGUAAAAUAGAUAGAAAAAAUUCCAAUAACAAGUUUAAAUAGAAACUCCUCAAAGAUUUUGGUAAACUUUCAUUCAUAUCUAAUAUAAUUAGUUGUAGUUCUAAAAAAGUCAGAAAAGCUCAAGUAAAUCCGAAUUUAGAUUAAGAAGAAGAUGAAAAUUAAAGGUAAAAUAUUGAAAUGAAGUAAAAUGAUGAAUAGAGUCAAAUUAAAUAACAAAAUGUAGAGAUUGAAGGAGACUCUGAUUCUAUUCAAGAUAAGAAUUCCAAAAGAAAAUGCAGUUCUCACACAAUUAACCCAUAAAUUAACAGUUAAAUAUAGGAUUGA
Messenger RNA from Paramecium octaurelia, 1029 nucleotides. Lineage: Eukaryota; Ciliophora; Oligohymenophorea; Peniculida; Parameciidae. The record is from the annotation of a GenBank genome assembly.